Drosophila eugracilis is the source of this 3670-nucleotide messenger RNA. RefSeq lists its product as uncharacterized. The transcript is spliced from 3 exons. The record is from RefSeq and is a predicted model, not a curated record. The coding region runs from base 730 to 2373 and encodes 547 amino acids. Lineage: Eukaryota; Metazoa; Arthropoda; Insecta; Diptera; Drosophilidae.
CGGGCGAGAUAGAGCGACAACUCCUGUUCCCGGUUCGUCAUUCCCAUAUUCUUAUUCCCGUAUUCCCAAUUCCCGUCACACGAGUUAACAGCGCAGAGCGUACAUCGCACAGCUGCAUCGCAUCCGAUCCUUUUUUACUUUUUUGUUUUUUGUGGCGUGCUCUUUUGGUAGUAACACCAGUGAACACCGCUCGUAACCCCUUUUUUGUAUUGGUUGGUAACGACGCCCCUGUAGGCAGAAAGCAGAGGCAGAAGCAGAAACAGAAGAAGAAGAAGAAGCUCAGCACAGCACGAAGCACACAGGCGAAGCGAAGCAAAGCAGAGGCAACACAGAAAAACAGCAAAGCAAAAGCAAAGCAUUGGAGUAGUUGUUUGGAUGUGGACGGAAAGGAAGACUGGCGGCGACUAACUAAAAGGUAUUUGUUGUUCACCCACUCAUCUGUGUGCGUGCAGUACGCUAAUGAAAAGCUGUUCUCAGCGUUUGCCAAAAAGACAAGAGCAGUACAUUGACAGGAGCAGCUCGGAACGGACAGGAUAAGCAGGAUAAAGCAGGCGGCAAAACAGUCAGCAUAAGAUUGGCUUAUAUAUAGCACGCACGAAAACGUAUAAUAUAUAUAUAGCCAGCCAGCCGGGCACUUGCGGAGCAACAAACGUCCUGGGCCCCAAGAAGAUACCACGAUACGAAGAUACCACCAAACAUUAGCAGGCGACAACGACACAACCGUAGAAGAUGUCCAACGGCAAGGCGACGGUCUCGUUCUUUGAGAACGGGAGCACAACACAAUUUGAGUACUGCUACCAGCUGUAUCCCCAGGUUCUUAAGCUGAAGGCAGAGAAGCGCUGCAAGAAGCCGCAGGAGCUGAUUCGUCUGGACCAGUGGUAUCAGAAUGAAUUACCCAAAUUGAUCAAGGCGCGCGGCAAGGAUGCGCAUAUGGUUUACGAUGAACUCGUUCAGUCGAUGAAGUGGAAGCAGUCGCGCGGCAAGUUCUAUCCGCAGCUAUCAUACCUGGUCAAGGUCAACACACCACGUGCCGUUAUCCAGGAGACGAAGAAGGCCUUCCGCAAGCUUCCCAAUCUGGAGCAGGCGAUCACAGCUUUAUCGAACCUCAAGGGUGUCGGCACCACAAUGGCCAGUGCCCUGCUGGCGGCUGCCGCCCCCGAUUCGGCACCAUUUAUGGCCGACGAGUGCCUGAUGGCUAUACCAGAGAUCGAGGGCAUCGAUUACACCACCAAGGAGUACCUCAACUUCGUCAAUCACAUUCAGGCCACCGUAGAGCGCCUCAAUGCAGAGGUGGGCGGUGAUACGCCGCAUUGGUCGCCGCAUCGCGUAGAAUUGGCCCUUUGGUCGCACUAUGUGGCCAAUGAUCUCAGUCCUGAGAUGCUUGACGAUAUGCCGCCGCCGGGAUCCGGAGCAGCCGCCACUGGCACCGGCUCACUCAGCACAAAUGGCACCAGCAGCAAGGUGCUUGACGGCGACGACACCAACGAUGGUGUGGCCGUGGAUCUAGAUGAUGAGAGCCAAGGCGCAGGCGGUCGAAACACUGCUACAGAAUCGGAGCCAGAGAACGAGAACACCAACCCGGCUGCCCUUACGCCUCUACAGUCGGGCGAUGCCAAGAACAACGCAGCUGCGGUAGGCGCUGCCCUGCAGGAUGGCGACUCAAACUUUGUGUCUAACGAUUCCACCUCACAGGAGCCAAUCAUUGAUGACAACGAUGGCACAACACAGACAACGGCCACCACAUCCACAGAGGAUGGUGAGCCCAUGGCCUUGGGUAUCGGCAUCGGCAUCGGUUUAGGUGGCACACCACUUGCCUCCGAUUCGGAAAGCAAUCAGGAGGCGCCGCCCAAAACCAACAACCUGACUAUUUUGACUCCGACACAGCCCUCGACCCAGAAUCAGACGCAGUCGCCGAGCCAGCCCCACAAAACUAACAAGCCGAUCACCAACAACGGUCAGGUGACAUCAACAGUGGAUGAAGCGGUCACAGCAGCACCACAGCCAGCCAGCAAAGCGAAUGCUGCCAAUGGGAAUGGAAAUGGCAACGGCGUCUUGGGUGAUGAAGAUGAGGAUGAGGUGGAGGACGAGGAAGAGGAUGAGCUCGACGAGGAGGAUACAAAUGAAGCGGAGCUAGAGGCUGAUGAGAGCAAUAGCAGCAACGGUAUUGUGAAGGACAGUAAACUGCAGCAGCUGGCGGCGAACAAAGCGGGAGAUGUCGUUUCGCCGGUAGCGUCAGAGGUCGCAGAUUCAGCGCCAGCUAUUGGACAGAAGCGCACUGCCCUGCACUGCGAGAUGGAGCUGAAUAACGCAGGUGGUGUAGAUGUAAACGUGGGGGAGAAAUCACCGGAGCUAAAGAAGCUGCGCAGCGAAUGAGGCGGAGGUGAGGAUACGAAAUACGGAUACGGAUACGGAUGCGGAUGCAGAAACGGGGAUCGGUUCGGUUCGGCUCGCCACGUAUCUGGUGGAAAGACAUAUGUAUGUAGUGCAGUUGAGUCGACAUAGAGACAUAGAGCAACAUUACCUACACUUUACCACAACAACAUUCAAGAAAUUCUACUAUUAAGCAACUAAUUAUACAUACAUAUAAUAUAUUAUAUAUAUAUAUACAACAUAUAACGAGAAGCAACACACCCAACACACACUCCACUCUCAUACAAACACACAAGACACAACACCAUACGACACACACACAGCCCGACGUAACAUAACAUAACCGAUCAGAUCAGAGCGGAAUAUAAGAUCCCGAUCCAGAAAGCAGAACCACAAAAAACAUUUCAAUAGCAUAAGAAGUGCGCCAAGAAGAAUCCGAUCAAGAAUCCGAAGAACAAGCAGCAGCAGCAUCAGUAAAAGAGAGUUCAGAAUGCAGCGUUAACGUAAUAUUAUAAUUGAAACGAAAAGCAAAUGCAUACAUGAAUAGUAACUAUAAAACAAGAUCAGAUUAAAAUCGAUAUUUUUACACAGUCAAAAGGAACAUUUAAAUAUAAAGAAAUUUACAAAUGCCGCAGUUGCCCACUACAUACAAAAACAAAAAAAAGAUGAAAACAAAACAAAAUGAUUAAGAUGGAAGAAAAACAAUAAUUAUAAUAAAACAGAAACGUAAUUUAUAUACAUAAGUAUUUAAAUUUAAUAAUAAAUCAAAACUUGUCGCAUAAACCAAGCCCCCACCACGACCUCCACCCCCUCGACCUUCAACCCCGCAACAAUUCGCGCUCUCUUUCUCACAAACACAAGAUACGCCGCACACACACAGAACACCCCCACACACUCGGAAGAAACAAAACAAAACUCAUUUCAACACUAAGAAAUUUUUGUGGUCGUAAUUAUAAUAAUAUAAUUUAUAAUACUUUAUGUGUACAACUUUUUUUUUAACUUUACAUAUACUGAAUUUUUUAUAAUUUAUACGAUAAUCAUUUUUCAUUUAAUUUUCACGAAAAAAGAAACGGAAGCGAACAUAAAAAAACUGCAUCUUAAUUGCACCCGGCGCAGGUCGGUCGAUCUCCGGAUGGUUUGGGUUGCUGAUAACGGGUGGUUCCCCGAUACCCACGACCCAUACAAUCCGCAGAUCUGCCGGAACUAAAAAAACAUCUCAAAAUUAUAAUCAUUUUUAUUAUUAGUAGCAUAAGUCCAAAUAAAAUGUGAAAUAUUAAGAGAACACGGCAUAAAACUGAAA